Molecule: messenger RNA, 819 nt
Organism: Suillus subalutaceus
Lineage: Eukaryota; Fungi; Basidiomycota; Agaricomycetes; Boletales; Suillaceae
Product: UbiA prenyltransferase family-domain-containing protein
Exons: 4
Coding region: 1-819 (272 amino acids)
Cellular component (GO): membrane
Molecular function (GO): transferase activity, transferring alkyl or aryl (other than methyl) groups
Source: RefSeq, a predicted model, not a curated record
AUGAGCGCCCUUGUUUUUGGACGAGCCAUCUCGAAAUCCCUAUUGACACUCCAUCUCUUCACGCAGAAUGACAUUCUGACGACGAUCAUUCCAACGACACUUUUCGCAGUGGUGGCAGCCCCCCUCUACAGCCCCUAUCGAUCCGUUCAUGUAGUCUGGUGGAUUUGGCUUCACCUCCUCCAUUUCAACGUUGCCAAUCAAGUAAUCGAUCCAGCAGAAGAUGGCAGGAACAAAGCUAGCCGGCCAAUACCGACGGGAUACAUCAGUUUACGAGACGCGGUCUAUCUACGCUGGUGCCUGGUCCCCAUAUGCUUAGUAACAUCAGCGUUCUACAGCAUCCAAGUACUUAGCGCAAGCCUAGCGAUAACCCCCAUAGUCAUCAUUGGUUUUCAAAAAAACUUGAUGACUGGCUUGGGGUAUGCUUGCUUCCAGGUUGGGGCCACCCUCAUUGCAGGUAUAGAUAUGUCGCGGCUAGAGCCUAAUGCUCUCUUAGCUGUGCUGCUUAGCAUCGCCAUGUUUGCCACCACGCUCCAGGCACAGGACUUCAAAGAUCAGGAAGGAGACCGCUCCAUAGGCAGACGAACUCUGCCAAUCGCACAUCCUUCUCCAGCUCGUGUGUCCAUGUUUGUAGGACUUCCGAUGUGGUCGAUUUGUCUUACUCAGGUCUGGGGGAUGGACGCAUUCUGCAGCGUCGCAUUCAUAUUUUAUUCGGGACUUGUCGGAUUACGAUUCAUGGUGUGUAAGACAACUCAGGCGGACUGUCUGUCGUGUAAGCUGUAUAGUGUGAGUCACACCCUCAUCUGUGUAAUUUCGGCCUGA